This is a messenger RNA of Chaetomium globosum CBS 148.51, 2517 nucleotides long. RefSeq lists its product as uncharacterized. The record is from RefSeq and is a predicted model, not a curated record. Gene Ontology annotation, biological process: proteolysis. Gene Ontology annotation, molecular function: serine-type endopeptidase activity. The coding region runs from base 1 to 2517 and encodes 838 amino acids. Lineage: Eukaryota; Fungi; Ascomycota; Sordariomycetes; Sordariales; Chaetomiaceae. The transcript is spliced from 3 exons.
AUGUCCUAUCAGCCAUGGAAGCGCCGUCUUGAACAUGAUGGUCUCAUCCAACGCCUCCUCGAGAAACUUGAGGCAGCGCUCUCAGCCUCGUCCCCCAAGAUCCGGACUGGUCCGCGUAAUGUGCACCUUGGGGGACAUGUCGACUUUCCUCUCUUGACAAAUAUCGCGGCAGCAAUUGAGGACGCUAGUGAUGGGGGACAAAAGAGCAAACACGCCCCGGUCAUUGAGUCAAGCAUAAAAAGUGCUUUGUCGAGGAACAAGAUUGACUACAAUGACAUUUUCUCUGCCUUCAUGGAGGUGUCCCGGAUCGGGGAGGAAGACGAUGGCGAGCCUGAACAGAUCCCCGCCCCCGAAUUGCAUUCAGGAAAGGACGACUUGGCCGGCUACGAGAAGUACGCAAAGGCAUUGUACAAACUUCUCGUACGGUAUGGUUCUUGCAAUUGCGAGCGCCAAAAUUAUGACGACCACCACUGGGCCCGGCUUCGACUAAAGGCACUAUAUCAGGCAGAUAAGCACAACCAAAUAUCCUUCGACAUACUCCUUUCGGUUUUGCCAAACCCAUCUCGGACAGUUCAGUUCGAGUGGCAAGAUGUGCGAGUCUUCGUCCCCACCAGCAAGAACAAGUCGCCACGGAGAGUCCAAUGGGCAGAAGAACAUGCACUUUCUCUCCCGCGUCAGGCGAAUCAACUCGGAGGGACAGAUACCAAAACCUAUGAACGGAUCGAAACGUUAUGUACGCUCCUAUCCAGCCGAUGCGGGUCGCUCUUGUGUUUCCAAGCCGCCAGUGAUCACCUGAAGGUUCUGCGCGAGGCUACCGAUCUCGUGAGCCAUCAUACCGUCAGGCUUGAUGCCUCUCCGGGUCUUCAUCUCGGCCAAGUGCUCGAUCGGUUUCACAUGCGGCACGGAAUGAGGCCAGUUCUCGCAUACAUCCUAGCAAAAGCGGCCUGGUAUUACUACGACUCUGAGUGGACGAACAUGGGCAUGACCAAGAACAGCGUGUAUUUUAUGGGCGAGGCGCUCGAGGAUGAGGUCGUCUACUUUUGUAAGCCCUACCUUUCAGCUCAACUGCCACCGGGGGUCAGUCAAACCGUGGAAUGUCGCCAGGUUGUCGGCAUGAUUCAUAGGUACCCACGUAUUCUCGCUCUCGGCAUCAUGUUGGUCGAGAUCGCAACUGGGCAGCGGUUCGAGAUGGAGGGACAUCCUGAUCAGUGGGACCCAAGGACAUCCAAUCAACAACUUCUGAGUUUCCAGAAACUUGCCAGUAGCGGCGAGUUCCAUGAAGAUUGCAGGUUUCCGCGCUAUAAAACCGCGGUGAACAAGUGUCUCGACCCGAUGCUAUUCCGACACGCCCCGUUUAACCCCAGUGAGCCCACUGAGAACUUGGAAAAGAGGCGCUCCAUUUUCUACCACGAAAUCGUGGAUCCACUACGCCAGUUGAUCGAAGGAACAGGGUGGGAUGCCGAACUCGACGACUUCGAACGGACAGCCCUGGUCCCAAAACCCAGGGCAGUGAAGACUUCGAAACCUGCCGCACAAAUCAGCAUCUCGGAAAUAGCAACUCCACCGGUUCCUGAAAAGGACCCAUGGCUGGAGGAGGUGGCUGUUCUGAACACAAUGCUGAAGAGGGAAAGGAAAAAGAGUUCAACAAGAAGUGGCCCGUUUAAGAUUGCUAUUCUCGAUACGGGAUAUGACGAGAGUUCACCAUCAUUUGACCUUCCUGGUCGUUCCAGAAGGAUUAAGGAAUGGAGAGAUUUCGCCUGCUCGUCUCCCCACCCAGUUGAUACGGACGGCCACGGGACUCAUCUGCUCACACUUCUCCUGCAGCUAGAGUGUCCUGCCCAUAUCUACGUCGCACGCGUAACCGAGAAUAGCAAGACUCUUAAUUCAGCUGAAGCUAGUAUUGCUGAAGCAAUCCGAGUCGCUGGGUUGGAGUGGGAUGUAGACUUCAUCUCUCUGUCCUUUGGGUUCUCCAGGCACGUUCAAGGGAUUCGGGACGCCAUAGCAGAUGUAGUCCAUAACAAGCGGGGUGCGAUCACCUUCUUCGCAGCCGCCAACAACGACGGGUUCAACAGCAGGGAGAUGUUCCCGGCCAACCUAGGGGAGUCCGUCAUUUCGGUCCGAGGGACCAACAGGGCCGGCGGCUUCGAAUCCAAGUACAACCCGCCCACGACUUCUGAUGAACCUGUGUUUGGCACGUUGGGUGUCGACGUCUUAUCAGAUUGGCCAGGGUUGGAAACCGGAAAGCUCAUGUCAGGCUGUUCAGUUGCAACACCCAUCGCCGUUGCAAUUGCUGUUAUGCUUCUUGAGUACGCCGCGGCGAGGCCUCGGGACUUUGAACCGGGCGAUCUGAAACUCAUGCGCACCCGCCGCGGCGUUUUUGAGAUGUUUAAAGAGAUCAGCGUUCACGCAGGGGAUCAUCGUCAUUAUGUCGCACCGUUCAAUCUCUUCAGGCUCAGCGAGGAUGUGAGGUUGGCAAAGCUGAAGACAGCACUUGGGAGACACCCGGAAAAGUGGUAG